Metarhizium acridum CQMa 102 is the source of this 963-nucleotide messenger RNA. NCBI's taxonomy places the organism in Eukaryota, Fungi, Ascomycota, Sordariomycetes, Hypocreales, Clavicipitaceae. The record is from RefSeq and is a predicted model, not a curated record.
AUGACGGUCGACAUUCUCCCCCUCGAGCUGAAUUUUGCUCGCCCUUUUACCGUCGAGGUCUCGCGAACUCUUACCAUACGAAACACAGGCACCUCGCCUCUGGCUUUCAAAGUACGCUUCCAGUGCGGCGCAUUGCGCCAUGACGUUGUGACAGAUGGUGACGAUAUUGACCCUGGACCUAGGUCAAAACCACCGCCCCCAAACAGUAUUGCGUUCGACCCAAUGCUGGCCGUAUCGAGCCCGGAAAUGCAUUCGAUGUUACAGCGGGCAGUGCAGCUGACACCACACAAACAAUCAGUGCUCCUCCAGGCCAUGAAACAGGACCCGCCCCUGGAUGCCAAAUGUCGCGAUAAGUUCCUCGUUCAGUGCGCGCCAAUCCCCUCCGACAAGGACUUCUCCAGCAUUGCAUCUGUCCUAGAGUCUGCAGACAAGGCCACACUCGUCGAACGCAAGAUUCGUGUCAACUGGCUUGCCGCCAACAGCGAGGAUGCUCACGGGCCUACUGCACCUGCUGUCUCGACUCCCCACAAGCCUUCAGCCGUGAAUGGGGCGACAGAGACUCCUGAUGCUCCUCGGACAUUCUCCUCACCCGGUGGCAACGCCAACUCAACACCCCUUUCCGCUCCACCCCCAUACGCCUCGGACGACCCUGCUGAAGAGACCGACGACAAGUCCGAGCGCCCCAAGUCUGCUGUAUCGCACGCCGCCACUUCUGUUUCCGAGGCGGCGCAAUUGUCGUAUGAGGAGCUAAAGAGCAAACUUGCCCAGGCAGAGGCACAGCUACUGAAUCUGAAGGACGGCGGUCUUCGCCAGCGAAACGUAAAGAGCGCAUCCAGCGAAGAGAAGAGGCCCGCCGGAAACACUGCACAGGUGGUUAAGCAGCAACAACCCGACGGCGUUCCCGUGCAGAUUGUUGCCCUGCUGUGUCUGCUGAGUUUCCUCCUGGCCUACUUUUUCUUCUAG